Acanthosepion pharaonis is the source of this 618-nucleotide messenger RNA. NCBI's taxonomy places the organism in Eukaryota, Metazoa, Mollusca, Cephalopoda, Sepiida, Sepiidae. The record is from the annotation of a GenBank genome assembly.
AUGUCUUUUGUUUCUUUCUUUUUUUUUUCUUUCUUUUCUUUCUUUCUUUCUUUUCUUUCAAUUCUUUCUUUUUAUCUUUCUUUCUUUCUUUCUUUCUUUCUUUCUUUUCUUUCUUUCUUUUUUCUUUCUUUCUUUCUUUUCGUUUCUUUCUUUCUAUACUAUCUAUUUUCUUUCUUUUUCUUUCUUUCUUUCUUUUCUUUCUUUCUCUUUUACACUUUCUUCCAUUUCUUUUAUCUUUUUUCUUUCUUUUUUCUUUCUUUCUUUCUUCUUUCUUUCUUCUUUCUUUCUUUCUUUCGUCAAAACUUCUUUCUCUAUCCAUUUCUUUAUCUGUCUUUUCUUUCUAAAAUUCUUUCUUUCUUUCUUUCUUUCUUUCUUAACCAGACACUUUUUCUUUCUUACUAUUUCUUCUUUAUUUCUACAAUUCUCUUUCUAUCUUUCUUUCUUUCUUUCUUUCUUUCUUUCUUCUUUCCGUUCUUUCUGUCCCCUUUUCUCUAUUACUAUCCAUUUCUUUCUUUCUUUCUUUCUUUCUUUCUUUCUUUCUUUCUUUCUUUCUUAACCAAUCCUUAUUUCUUUAAUACUAUCUUUCUUUCUUUCUUUCUUUCUUUCCUUCCUUCGUAA